UGCUCAAGAGCCCUCCUCCCCCCUACCUCUCACAUCCAAGGCAGCUGUAUCAUCCCUCCUCCACAAAGACCUGCUCCCUGGAGGCCCUUUCACCAUCAGUCCUGGAUCUGUGCAGGUCCUGAGACACCCCACGGCUUUGUGACUGGCCCCUGUACUCACCUGCAACUCCAUCAAGAAGAAGUACCAUGGGGCACCAAUCUGCAAGCCAAGAACCCUCUGCAUGGCACGGUGCCUGGAAGAAACUUGUCCUGACAGUCUCUCUCCUAGCCUGCUGCCCCCAACCCACCACGACCCAGAAGCAGGAGCCGCAGGGUCUCACCCCCAACCCAUCCGUCCCCGUGGUGGGCCAAGACUUCAUCCUGAGCCUCUACCCAGUCCCCCAUGACAUCUUGUCCUGUCGCUGGUACCGCGGCACCAGCACCUCGCAUCCCUCCAACCUCAUCCUCACCUAUGACUCCCAAAACAAAGCUGGACCAAUCCAUGGCCCAGCCUAUACGGGCCGCGAGAGUGUGGGGCCUGACUGCUCCCUGAAAAUCCACCCCUUCAAAGCCACUGAUGGAGGCGCCUACGCACUCACCUUACAGACGUUCAACGGCUUGUCCGAGUACAAAAUUGAGGUCUCUGGGUUCUCUUUGCGUAUCCCAUUCGUGAUCAUCAUCGUGGUGGCCGUGAUCUUCAUCGUGCUCCUGGCUGUGGGGCUGGGGCUGUUCUUCUACCUACGUGGCAGGCGCAGGCAGUCAGCUUCCAUUGUCAACAAGGGGCCUACUGGGAAAUACGGGGCGACCCCCCCGAUGUAAGAUGACCUGCUCUGAUGGACGGGUCCAGCACUGAGUGAUGAGCUCAGACUUUCCAUAUCUCCGCCAGCCCUGUCAGUGCCCCUCACUCAGACCCACAGCCCCCUGCCCCCCGCCAGCCCUGCCAGUGCCCCUCCCAACCCCAGUGCUGUGCUACUCCCAGACUCCUCAGUCCCACCAGGGCCCCUAUACCUGCUCUCUGGUGGGGAAGAGGUGUCUCCAGGGGCUUCCCUUCUGCUCAACCCCUUGAGGGGGGCUCAUUUGGGAAUAGGGGCUUUGCCCUCCCCAGUGCAUGGAUGCGCCACUCUCCCCUCCCUGACUCGGGUCUCCUCUGCCCCCCAAGCCCCGUCUCUUCCACCCUUCUCAUCCUCCGUAGCCACAAGACCCACCUGCCCCUUCCCCUUCACCUCCAUACUGAUGAGAUAGAGACCCAGAGUUCCUGCCCUGAUCCCAAAUUCAGAAGCUAGGGUCACUUUAAGAAGAGCCCAAGUGCAUGCUGGGACAACCACUUCAUUCUGGGAAGGGCAGACGCUGCACCAGAGCUACACCACAGAGGACCCAAACCUAUACCACAGAGCAUGCAAAGCAUUCUGGGAGCUCUCUCCACACCCUAAGAAUCAACCAAUGCUGCUUGAGUUUGCAGAGAGCCUACACCCAUCACUUGGCCAAGCACUGGAGAAUGUGGAGACCCUUCCCAAGAUGCAGCAGGUUAAACCCUCCAGGGCUUCAUCUGGAGGUUCAAAAUAUUUGAUGCUUUUUAAGGUCUUUUUUGUUCCAUUUCAUCUUCAGUCCCCAGCUCCUGGAGUCCUGGGAAUAUCUGGGAAUUGAAAAACUAGCAAUGUAAUUUUGUACCCUAAAAAAAAGGUCUCAAACUCA
Messenger RNA from Alligator mississippiensis (American alligator), 1670 nucleotides. RefSeq names its product carcinoembryonic antigen-related cell adhesion molecule 4. Lineage: Eukaryota; Metazoa; Chordata; Crocodylia; Alligatoridae. The transcript is spliced from 4 exons. Bases 186 to 797 code for a protein of 203 amino acids. The record is from RefSeq and is a predicted model, not a curated record.